CUGAACCUGAACUCUGUGACACCACAGGUCUAAAUUUAACCAAACAAACAUAAGACGUUGUCGACCAAGGUUCGAAUCGCGACGUCUCUACAAAGAAUACGCUCACGCAACCCCAGGACAGAACAUCUUGCGUACUUUAACUGCGCCAUACUUUUCUGAACCAACGUUCAAACCUUCUCUUCAACUAUGGACAUUUUACAGAUCAAACAAGAAUUUCAAUAAAUAAAAUGGAGGGACUGCAAACGGCUGCGGAAAUUCUGGUGCCUUCACAGGGUGAAUUUAGUGUGUCUUUGGCGGCAGCGAUCGUCGUCAUUGUAGUCUUCACAGUUUUUCACAUCUACGGCAUUUGUUCUUGGGAACAAGCACUGCCAAUUCAAACUAGUUUUGCCGUACAACACUUUACAAAUUCCGUGGCAGCACCAGAGUUGUUUAUUUCCAGCCAUGACAAGGUUAAGGAGAUGGGUCCUUCUAAAGUGGAGUGGCGGAGCUCAUUUGUGUACAUGAUAAAGCUAGACUUAUUGGCAGCAAAGAAUUUAAUCAGUGCAAACUUAAAUGGUACAUCGGAUCCUUACACUGUCAUCACUUGUGGCUCACAAAAACGAUUUAGUUCCAUGGUCCCUGGCUCAAGGAAUCCUAUGUGGGGAGAAGAAUUUGAUUUUUAUGUGGAAGAACUUCCUGUACAGGUUAAUGUAACAAUUUAUGAUUGGGAUAUAGUUGGGAAAAGUACAGUGCUUGGAUCAGUAACACUUCCAAUUAAAGAGGAGGGUCAUACAGGACCAAUUUGGCACACAUUAGAUAGUUCUUCUGGACAGGUUUGCUUGGAAACAGAUACCAAGCGGUUUGGAGUUAGUUCCUCUGGGAGUCUGAAUGGGUUCAUAGGAGCUGUUGCACGACGAAGAAUGUCACAUGAUAAACCAGAGCCUACAGUAGUCCACCAGAAACCUGGGCCUCUUCAAACAAUUUUCGAAUUUCCACCAGAUGAGGUUGUUGAAAACAGCUACUCUUGUGCAUUGGAAAGGUCUUUCUUAUAUCAUGGACGUUUGUAUGUUUCUGCAUGGCACAUUUGCUUUCAUUCAAAUGUCUUUUCAAAGCAGAUGAAGGUUGUUUUAAGAUUUGAAGAUAUUGAAGAGAUUAAUAAAAGUCAACAUGCAGUCAUCAACCCUUCAAUUACAAUAAUUCUUCGAGUUGGCGCUGGGGGACAUGGAGUACCUCCAUUAGCGAGUCCAGACGGAAGGGCUAAAUAUAAGUUUGCAUCCUUUUGGAAUCGAAAUAAUGCACAGAAGGCUCUACAAAGGGCAGUGAAAAAUUUCAAGGCAAUGGAGGAAGCUGAAAAGAAGGAAGAAGAACAGUCUGCUUUACGUGCACGUAGCAUCUCAGUUAGGGCUACUGACAAAAGUAGGGAGUUGACAAUAGCUUCAAAUGGUGAUAUUGCUUUAAGUGACACUUCUAAGACAUUUGAGCCUUUCAUUAAAGAUGACGUUUUGGUUCAUAUAAAAAAGGAUGAGUUCCCCUGUACAUCUUUGCAGUUUUUCAACAGACUAUUGAAUGAUGAUUCUCAGUUUACCAAUCGAUAUCGUACUGAGCGCAAGGAUACAGACAUUAAGUUGGAGAAAUGGCAUGCUGCUGACCGGUAUGGUGGCCUACUUCGGGAACUAUCCUUUAGAUCGAUGUGCAACAAUCCUAUGUGCCCGCCAGACUCUGCAAUGACAGAAUGGCAACAUGCAGCAUUCUCUAAUAAUCAAAAUGUUUUGGUAUUUGAGACAGUACAACAGGCACAUGAUGUACCUUUUGGCUCAUAUUUUGAGGUUCAUGCCAGAUGGAUGGUAGAGACUAUAUCUAAGUCAACUUGUAAAAUAGAUAUUGCAGUUGGUGCACACUUCAAGAAAUGGUGUGUGAUGCAGUCUAAGAUAAAGGCUGGUGCUGUCAAUGAGUGUAAAAAGGAAAUUGACCUGAUGCUAAAUUUAGCAAGAGGUUACAUGGAAAACUCAAAUCCAGCUUGCAGGGAUGAUGCAAAUACUAAAGAGAUAGACAUCAAUAAUAUUUCAUAGUUUACUCUUGAUCAAUGGGUAUAAUAUUCCCAUUGCAUUUUUAUCAAAAUUUCUGUGAUUCCUCCACAUAUUUGUAAAUGGCCUUCAUGAGGACUCUUUGAAGUUAGACACUUUGCAAAUUCAUUGUACUCGUCUAUUAGACGUGGUGAAUAAGAUAAACAUGACUGAUCAAGUCUUAGGCAAUGUACAUAGGUACAUUUUUCAUUUCUGAAUUAUGGUUGAUCAUGUUGGUUACAUAUGAAUGACUUUUCUGAACUAUUGCACCUGUCAUUAUUAAAGUCAAGCUAUAUCAAUGGAAUUACGAAGCUUGUGGUCA
Molecule: messenger RNA, 2364 nt
Organism: Cryptomeria japonica (Japanese cedar)
Lineage: Eukaryota; Viridiplantae; Streptophyta; Pinopsida; Cupressales; Cupressaceae
Product: BAG-associated GRAM protein 1
Exons: 18
Coding region: 228-2048 (606 amino acids)
Source: RefSeq, a predicted model, not a curated record